This is a messenger RNA of Chelonoidis abingdonii (Abingdon island giant tortoise), 5021 nucleotides long. RefSeq names its product calmin (gene CLMN). Gene Ontology annotation, biological process: nuclear migration. Gene Ontology annotation, cellular component: meiotic nuclear membrane microtubule tethering complex; cytoplasm; nuclear outer membrane. Gene Ontology annotation, molecular function: actin filament binding. NCBI's taxonomy places the organism in Eukaryota, Metazoa, Chordata, Testudines, Testudinidae. The record is from RefSeq and is a predicted model, not a curated record.
UGCCCCUAUUCCGCGGGGGGCUCUGCUGGGCUCCCCGGCCGCCUCCCUUGCGCGCAGGGGGCUCGGCUGGCCCCCGCGGCGCAGCGCAGUGUUGAUCCCCUUGCCGCUCCCCCGCCCCCAGCCUCUGCUCCGGCGCGCUUCUCUCUCCCGGCUCCAGACCCGGGCUGCGCGUGUGUCUGGGGGGGAUCCCCGUUUCCCACGCAGCGCUGUGUCCGCCCCCACCCCGCCUGCUCCUCCAUGGCAGGGCACGAGUGGGACUGGUUUCAGCGAGAGGAGCUGAUCGGACAGAUUAGCGACAUCCGAGUGCAAAACCUCCAAGUGGAGAGGGAAAAUGUGCAGAAGAGAACCUUUACCAGGUGGAUAAAUCUACAUUUGGAGAAGUGCAAUCCUCCUCUGGAAGUGAAAGAUUUGUUUCUUGAUAUUCAAGAUGGGAAAAUCUUGAUGGCUUUGCUGGAGGUCCUGUCGGGGCAAAAUCUGCUGCAUGAAUAUAAGUCCUCAACCCAUCGUAUUUUUCGAUUGAACAACAUAGCUAAAGCACUGAAGUUUUUGGAGGAUAGUAAUGUAAAACUGGUUAGCAUUGAUGCAGCAGAAAUAGUGGAUGGAAACUCUUCUCUGGUACUUGGACUAAUAUGGAAUAUAAUCCUGUUUUUUCAGAUUAAAGAACUGACAGGCAAUCUCAAUAGGAACUCCUCCUCUUCCAGCCUGUCAUCUGGGCCCAGCGGGGCUGACUCAGACACAUCUCAUCCGAGCACUCCUAAUAUAGAGAGAAGCAUGUCUCUUUCAGUGAAGGAUCAGCGGAAAGCAAUCAGAGCCCUUUUAACCUGGGUUCAAAGGAAAACCAGAAAAUAUGGUGUUGCAGUUCAAGAUUUUGCCAGCAGUUGGCGGAGUGGCCUUGCUUUCUUAGCUAUAAUAAAAGCAAUAGAUUCCAACUUGGUAGACAUGAAGCAAGCUUUGGAGAAAUCAGCUCGGGAAAACUUAGAGGAUGCUUUCAGCAUAGCACAAGAUCAUCUUGGUGUUCCUAGACUUCUGGAGCCAGAAGAUGUAAUGGUUGAGUCACCUGAUGAACAAUCAAUUAUGACGUAUGUGGCACAAUUUCUGGAGCAUUUCCAAGAAAUAGAAGGGGAAGAUUUUUCAGAUCCUGAUAAGAAAAUCCCAAUUGAAACCACAUAUGUCCAUAUCAAAGACGCAUCUUCAGAACAAGAGGGCAAGAUCUUGAUAUUGAAUGAAAAUGGAGAACGUACAUACACUGUUAGCCAUGAAAGGAGCCACUCUCCUCCUACAAAGGUUUGUGUCCGUGAUUUGCCCGAGGAACUCCAGUCAGAAACUGCAGAUGAAGAACUUAAUGACAAAUUGAAUCAACCGUUAUCAGAUAAUUCACAGAGAGUCUCAGAAGAGUCAUUGGUUUUGUUGUCUGCAAAAGAACCUCAGAGGCCUACCUCUUUGCAGAUUACAGGAUCUGUCAGUUUUGAAUCCAGUUCCUCUUGGGAAGUUCUUAGUGAUAAACUGAUUCAGAAUGAAGGAAGCAUAUCUGAUGAUCAACUGAAACAGAAUGAUGACCUUUCAGCAACUAUUUUGCCUGAUCAGAAAAAUGCUGGCGACACAGUUGAUUCAGAAUCAUCUUCUAAAGAAGAAUUUACUAUAAAGAUGUCUCCUGAAUGCAACAAUGAAAUUAAGGACUCACUAGUCUCCAAAACAUGGGAUAGUUGUUCUUUGAGCCCAUUAUCUCAGACUUCAGAUGCAUAUACAAAUGAACCAACAAAUCUAAUAGAAAACACUGAACCCAUAACUUCAACUUUUCUACAGGAAAAUGCUUCCAAAGAAGAGGAUAUAUGUAAAUAUGUUUUGUGUCUACUAGAUGAAGAACUAUCUAAAAAACUUCCAGAUGGGUAUGAACAUCCAAAACAAUCACCUGUUUUUCAGACAGUACAAGAUACCAAUUGUUCAUCCAAUGAUUCUGAUCUCAAAGGUCAAAUGGAAAUAUCUUUGUCUUGCAAAUCGGAAAAUUCAACCCCUCCAGUUACAAAAAUUCCUGAGAAUCUCAAUAGUCAUAGUGAAGAUGGAUCUUCAGCUAAAAUGUCACCAAAUUCUUUGAAAGUUUCUGUAAUUCCCCAUGAUCUUUUCUACUAUCCACAUUACAAUGUUCCCAUAUCAGCAGUUUUGGAAGCUUUUGCUAAGCCUAGUCCUGCCUCUUAUGUUUCUGAAAACAGCAAAAUCUGUGGUGAGCUCUCAAUGAAUUAUUUGCAUGAAGGGGAGCCAUUGCUACUAAACAAUGAAAGAGGCAUUCUGGACCCAGGUCUGCAAACCAACCUGAGUGUCUCUCCAGCAGAAUUAGUUGCUGAGGACAUAGAAGAGGAGAAAGUGGGUCUUGACAGUCCCACUAAGUCCUCCUCUGAAAAAAUACAGUCUGCCCGAAUAGGAAAGAAUGUGGAACUCAAGGAAGACAGCAGCAUAUCCACAAACUCUCAAGAUUCUACAAAUCCAGAAAAUCCUGAGGUCAUGGUAGACCAGAUGGAGGAUAUAGCAUCAGCAAUGUUGAGAUCAGAAAUAAGCAGUAAAAUGAAGGAAAAAAAGAAAAAUGUGAUCCAAGCAGAAAACUUUCAGACUUCAGAAACUGGGACUACACAGUUACCUGAUAAACAAAAAGAAGAAAUCAUUGAUUAUCAGGAGUUUUCCAGGGUUAGCUACAGCGACUCUAAUGUUUACCUCCGAAAAAGGAUUCCUAAUCCCAGUGAAAAGGAACACGUUAGUGAAAACAAACAGAAGAACAUAGAAGAUAAAAGCACAAAUCUGUUAAUUAUCAGGAAGAAAAAAGACUUAGAGGCUCCGGAGAAUGCUAUUCCACCUCUUGAGCCUCCAUGUGUAGAGCAACCCGAGUUAUUUUACUUCAUUGUUUUCCUCUGGGUGCUGGUCUACUGCCUGUUGCUCCUUCCGCAUCUUGUUAGCAACAAAUUUUGAUCUCUGUGAGUGUGGGAAUAAUAAAAGACAGUGGCUUGAUUUUUUUCAUGUGUAUGCAUAUAAAUCAGUUCCUUCAGGUGAAGCACAGAUAAACAUAGAGUCUGAUUUUAAAGCUGAUACGAAGAUUAGUCUUAACUUACUGUUGUGCUAUUUAUAAUGUUGUAGCACAUUUUAUAUUGUGACAUUGUGUAGAUAUAUAUAUAGAUAUAUAUAUGAAAAUGGGAUGAUUUAAUAUACACAAUUUUUGUACAUUUGUGCCUUGCUUUAUAAAAUGCUAAAUAAAAUUGAUAAUUAUUAGUAGAGAUAUAGAUGAUUUAGAGCUCCAUUCUUCAAAAAUGGUUCUUCAAAAAUUUUUCCUCUGGCUACACUUAUUUACCUAGGGCCAUGUAGCUGUGAAAGAAGGGUAAUGUGUGACUUCAUGUCAAAGCUUGGUCGUCCACAUUGGCAGGGCUUGAAAUAAGCUCUUUUCUGUAUUUCCAGUGGAAAUACUUUGGUAGAAGAAGCUUAAUCUUCCUCAAUCAAUUAUUCUUCUAUCGUGUGUUUUGUUUUCAGUUGAAAGGACUUUUCAAACACAUGGGAGCAGAUUCUGAUCUCAGUUGCGCCUAUAACUUCAUUGACUUCAGUGGAAUUGCAUCAGAAUUACACCAGUGUAGCUGAGAUCAAAAUUUGACCCGUAUUGUUACUGUGUCUUGGCAGAAGAACUGCAAAUAUAAAUCUUGCUGUAUUUAAUAAAAACCUAAAAUGCUACCAAAACAAGAUACUCUAUUGCACACACUUCUCCUGGGAAUAAUAUGAGAGAGCAAAUAGUACUUGACAGUCAUGCAUUACUGGAAGGCACUCAGAAUCUGUGGUCAUGGGCAAGUUUUUCUGUUGUAUAUAGAUUCUUACUCCUUGCUCAAGUCUGGAGUGAAGGAGAAGCUUAUACAUUUCCAUUAGUGAAAUACAAGGAAACAUUAUGCUGAGCCUUGGUAGAGGUGAAGUGAUGAUUAUGAAGUUUGUCUUUUCUGCAAGUUUUCCUUUGAAUUCAGAUUUAUUGCUGUCCUCUCGUCUUUGAAUAUUGUACCCUCUAUGUUAGCAAAUUGGCUGUGAAAAAAGAAAGAUCAGGGUAGCUGCUUAGCAGAAGAGAUUUAAAGGAAGGAAAGGAGAGCCUGGUAUAGAGACUUUAAUAGAGGAUACCUCAGGAAACAUUGACAUUUCUUCUUUUUAUACACCACUGACAAAGAGGCCACCAUCUAAAAUAUCUUUUAAGGCGCAUCUCUCUAAAAUAAAUGAUUCAUCAUUCCCUCCAAAGCAGAUUUUUACAGAAGGAAAACAUCAGUUUGGAUCUCUUGCCUCUUCUGCUAUGUUAUCUACUUCCUUGUCCUUUACCAUUCAGCCUCUGGAUCAGGUGCAUCAGUGAAUUGCACUUAUCAGAUCAUAUGAAGACUCUGCCUUUGAAGACACCAAAAAUCAUAAAAAACCCAGCUUAUCACCUUCUGAGGUGGAGGUGCAACACAAGAGGAUUAUAAGAACUGAGAUCAAUAGCGAAAGAAGUGACUACUGGAGAAAUAGAUCCAGAAAAAUGUCAGCAGUCUAUAUUUCUUCUUUCUGAAAAUCUUGAGUACAUAUGAAGGGACUUCUAUCGCCAGACAAAUAGCAAAGAUCCUGGCUUGCAUUUGGUCUGAUUCUUUUGAUCAAAACCAGCAUAGAAAUGGGACAGUAAAAGUGUGAAGAUGUUAGUGAUUUCUUUAUAGCUUAUACUGAACUUUUAGCCAGAAUGGGAAUCAGGUAUAAGCUUGGAGUCGCCUACUUGGCAAUAGCAAUAACUUCUACCCAUGGUGUUUCUGGUAUAGUCAUCUGCCACCAUAGGCACAUUUUGACUUCACGAUGCCCUCAUGAGGACAUGUAAUGUUGCUGGUUCGAUUUAAACAUCCAUACAUCAGACCACAAAGCGCCUUAUUAAAAAAAGAGGUGUUUUGUGGGCUUGCACUCAACUUUGUUAGAAUAAAAGGUAUUUAUAAUAAGAGGCUGUAUGUUUAAGAUUCCCUUUCAGUACGUUAUUUUUAGUGCUCAUCUUAAAUAAAAGC